Molecule: messenger RNA, 2637 nt
Organism: Plenodomus lingam JN3
Lineage: Eukaryota; Fungi; Ascomycota; Dothideomycetes; Pleosporales; Leptosphaeriaceae
Biological process (GO): intracellular protein transport; retrograde transport, endosome to Golgi
Cellular component (GO): retromer, cargo-selective complex; retromer complex; late endosome
Source: RefSeq, a predicted model, not a curated record
AUGGCCUCACCGCCCCCCGUCGAAGACCAGGCCCGGCUGCUUGAAGAUGCCCUCGCCGUGGUGCGCCAGCAAACGAUGCUCAUGCGCCGCUGUCUCGAGACGCCGGGCAAAUUGAUGGAUGCGCUCAAGUGCAGUUCCACCCUCGUCUCCGAACUCCGCACCAGCAGCCUCGGCCCCAAGCAGUACUACGAGCUCUACAUGGCCGUCUUCGAUGCUCUGCGCCACCUCGCCGUCUAUCUGCGCGAAAACCACCCGGUUAACCACCUGGCCGACCUGUACGAGCUGGUCCAAUAUGCCGGCAACAUCAUUCCCCGCCUCUAUCUCAUGGUCACCGUCGGCACCGUCUACAUGGCCAUUGAGGAUGCGCCGGUCAAGGAGAUUAUGAAGGACAUGAUGGAGAUGAGUCGCGGAGUCCAGCACCCCGUCCGCGGCCUCUUCUUGCGCUACUACCUCGCCGGCCAGGCACGCGACCAUCUACCCUCGGGCGAUGGCGAGGGGCCAGAGGGCAAUCUCCAGGACUCCAUCAGCUUCAUAUUGACCAACUUUGUCGAGAUGAACAAGCUGUGGGUGCGGUUACAACACCAGGGACACUCGAGAGAGCGUGAGCAACGGACAAAGGAGCGCCAAGAAUUGCAGCUUUUGGUCGGCAGCAAUCUGGUCCGCUUGAGUCAGCUGGUGGACCUCGAGAACUACAAGAAGAUUCUGAACCCACUAUUAGAGCAGAUUGUGCAGUGCCGGGAUGUUCUGGCGCAGGAAUACCUCUUGGAGGUUGUCACCCAGGUCUUCCCCGACGAGUUCCACCUCCACACCCUCGAUCAAUUCCUCUCCGCCGUCGCCCGUCUCAACCCCCACGUGAACGUCAAAGCCAUUGUAGUAGGCCUUAUGGACCGCCUAUCCGCGUAUGCGCAGAGAGAAGCCGAGUCGGAAAGUCCAGAGCAGCGCAAGAAGACGGAAGAAGAAUCAAUAGCACAGCUUCUCGAGCAAAUGCGAAUAGCAAAGGAGAAGAAGGCCGAAGAGCCAGAAACCGCGCCAGCGCGACAAAAUAGAGAUUCGACCGAAGCAGGCGCAGAGGAGGACUCGGCAGCGUCAUCAACCACGGCUGUAUCAGUUGCAGAGACAGAGACCGCCGAGGGAGAGACUGCGCCGGAAACUGAGGCGGAAAUGGCCGUGGAAAAGAGGCGCGGGAUACCAAACAACGUGAAACUUUUUGAGAUAUUCUAUGAGCAAGUCCAAACGCUUGUCAAGAUGCAGCGGUUACCCAUACAAGAUACUAUCGGGCUACUUGUUUCGCUGGCGAACCUGGCUCUGAACAUUUAUCCCGAACGCCUCGACUACAUCGACCAAGUCCUGACCUUUGCGAACCAAAAGGUUGCAGAAUACCAGAACAGCGCCGAUUUACACUCGCAAGCCACCCAAAGCCAAAUCCUCAGCCUCCUCCUCUCGCCCAUCAAGACCUACGUUUCACUAUUCACUGCGCUUGCAUUGCCAAAUUACAUUCCUCUCCUACAUUCCCAGCCAUAUCCCACACGAAGAGCAGUAGCAGGCGAGGUGGCAAGAAGUUUGAUGCGAAAUCAAACUUGCAUCGCUUCGGUGGAGAACCUCGAAAGCGUCUUGGAGAUUCUCAAAGUUCUCAUAAGGGAGGGCAUCCAGCAAGCACAGGGAUAUCCCGGAGGGCCAAUACAAAGACGAGCACAGGAGACAGAGGAGACAAUAGAAGAACAAGGAUGGUUGGCGCGGAUAGUGCAUCUAAUACGGGGCAAGGAUAACGAUACACAGUUCAAGCUCCUGCAAACCGCGCGCAAAGCCUUUGCCGACGGCAACGAACGCGUCAAGUACACCUCUCCUGCCAUCAUCACUGGCGCCCUCAAACUCGCUCGUCAAUACAAAAAGCGCGAGCACUUUGACGACAACUGGCAAUCUCAAUCCUCGGCCCUCUACAAAUUCAUGCACAGCACCCUUUCCACCCUCUACACCCGUGUCGCUGGCUCCGCAGAUCUCGCUCUCCGCCUCUUCAUCGCCUGCGGCCAAGUCGCCGACCAAAAUGGGUUCGAAGAAGUCGCCUACGAAUAUUUUGCCCAAGCCUUUACCAUAUACGAAGAAGCCAUUAGCGACUCGAGAGCGCAAUUCCAAGCCGUUUGCGUUAUCGCGAGCGGCCUGCACACGACGAGGAAUUUUGGAAAGGAGAAUUACGAUACGCUAAUUACAAAGUGCGCACUCCAUGGUAGUAAACUGCUUAAGAAACCGGAUCAGUGCCGUGCCGUAUAUCUCGCGAGUCAUCUUUGGUGGGCUACGGAGAUCCGGGCCCUGGGCGAGGAAGAUCCAAAGACGCUUUACCGCGACGGCAAACGCGUGCUUGAGUGCUUACAACGUGCCCUUCGUGUUGCAGAUGCGUGCAUGGAUGCCGCGGUGUCGGUUGAGUUGUUUGUGGAGAUAUUGAAUCGCUAUGUAUAUUACUUUGACCAGGAGAAUGAUGCUGUAACAACCAAAUACCUAAACGGGCUCAUCGAACUCAUCCACUCAAACCUCCAAUCCAACGAAAACGCCUCCAGUCUCGAGAACCCAAUGAAGCAUUUCCAGCGCACGUUGGAUUACAUUGCCAGUCGCGAGUAUGAGGGCGUCGUCACGGCUGCGAAGUAG